Suhomyces tanzawaensis NRRL Y-17324 is the source of this 513-nucleotide messenger RNA. It is a transcript of the gene NCE102, whose product is annotated as Nce102p. Gene Ontology annotation, biological process: eisosome assembly; protein localization to plasma membrane. Gene Ontology annotation, cellular component: eisosome; plasma membrane. NCBI's taxonomy places the organism in Eukaryota, Fungi, Ascomycota, Pichiomycetes, Serinales, Debaryomycetaceae. Bases 1 to 513 code for a protein of 170 amino acids. The transcript has a single exon. The record is from RefSeq and is a predicted model, not a curated record.
AUGUUGGCUAUCGGCGACUCCAUCUUACGUCUCGUGAAUUUCAUCCUCCUUGUCAUCGCGCUCGGCUUGACCGGCUCGUUGGCUGCCACCACUGUUUGGGGCAGUAACUCCAGAGUCAACUUUGCCGUGUUUGCCCUGGCCUUUGCCAUCUUGACCUCGUCGUUGUACGGCGUGUUGGCCUACUUCGUGGCCGCCUUGGCCUGGCCUGUGAUUUUGGCCACCUUUGACUUCCUCAACCUCGUGUUUACAUUUGCUGCUGCCACUGCCAUUGCCGCCAACAUCCACGCCCACUCGUGCAACAACAAGGACUACAUCGACAACAACUCCAUUGCCCAGGGCAAAACCGGCAGAUGCAGAAAGGCCCAAGCCUCGGUGGCCUUCCUCUACCUCUCGUUCUUCAUCUUCUUGGCCUCUGCUGUGUUUUCGUUCAUUGGCAUUGCCAAGGGUGGAUUGUUCGGCGGACCAUCCAGAUCUGCCCCAAGAGUGGGUGUUCCAUCCACCUCCCAGGUCUAA